This is a messenger RNA of Dicrocoelium dendriticum, 1530 nucleotides long. Lineage: Eukaryota; Metazoa; Platyhelminthes; Trematoda; Plagiorchiida; Dicrocoeliidae. The record is from the annotation of a GenBank genome assembly.
AUGCCUAGACUAUUCAUGCAUUUUAUUAGACCCGAUGUUGACUCACCCGCUAGACCGUUGGUGUCCCUUCCCCGGGUUGCCACAGUGGUUGGCACAUCAGCCGGAACCCCGCCAGUCGUCGUUAUAAGACCAGUUACUGCUUCCCCUGGUAUCGCUACCAUUACUAGCAGCGGUACCACAGGUACCAUUCGAAUAACCCCUUUGGCUUCACAGUCCAUUAAACUGGCUUCAUCCAGUCCGAUAGUGCGAUCAGCUGUCCCAACCUCCACAAUCAGGCCCAUUUUACUUCAUCCUCCUGGUCCGAAACCAGAACCUUCUCCGUCUCCUGAUGUGCAAGCACCUCCAGUCAAACAGGAGCCAGCCUCAAGCACACCACCCGUUACUGCAACUGGCUCACAACGAAAUGUGAUCAGGGAAAUGCAGGUCAGAGUACCCAACAGAAAGGAUAAGCGCUUCAGUGUGUUGCGCUUUCACGCAGUAGACCAUCCAGACCUUUCCUCAGGAAUUGAAGUUUUCAUGCAAAGGGAGAACAACUUGAAACUUUUCCGGGCUGCACAUAACAUCACUGAUGCACCGGAACGUGGAGCGGGCAGUGAGUUCGGUCGUGAGAUGAAGGAGGAGGCUCGGUUGAAGAAGUAUGGCAUCGUACGUGAAAACUACCGUCCCGACGACCAGCCGUGGCUCAUGACGGUUGGCAAAGGUAAAACUGGACGACGCCGUUUCAGAGGGGUACGGGAAGGCAGCGUCUCAGAAAACGUUGAAUAUUUCGUAUUUUGCCAGUGCAAAGAUGGUAAUUUUGACGCCUAUCCCAUUCAUGCUUGGUACAAAAUGAAACCAGAAAUCAACUAUCGUUUUCUGCGUGGUGACGAGGCGGAGAUCGAAUAUAGCCGAUUACACAAGACCAUGAAUCUGUUCAACGUGAUGAUAAAACGCAAGUUGGCCGAUGGGGAAGUGGAGGAUGACACUGCGGGCAGCACCAACAGAGAUAAAGAAUUGGGGAAGGAGCUCAGAUACCUCUCUGUCGCAACAGAAAAUAAACUCCGCACCGGAAAGGAUUCUGAGCUUGGAGCCAAUGAGUCAAAAGCAAAUUCCCGAAGAUCAAACCGAGCUCUCAAGUUGACGGAUUUGGAAGAGGUGCAGAGUACAAGUGACUUGGAAGAAGAAGAGGAUGAGAUGGAGGCGGACGCGGACCCGGAUGGUCAAAUCGGAGGUGUUUCUGAAGGAUCUAGGCCGGGAUCCAGCAAUUUCAAGUCCGCCAGUCUUGACUCAUCCAAGUCUUCGGCGAAUGCAAAAUCUCAGCUCGAGAAAGCUCGCCUUUUGAAAAAAAAGCAACGCGACGCUGCACUUGUGGCACGAAUGCGCCGUUGCGCCAGAAUACGAAAAGCGCGAAAGCGACAAAUUGCAGGCUCCUCAUCAGAAGAAGAUGAUCCCUUAGAUGAGGCUCGGGACGAUAGUGAGGUGGAUGAUAGGGAAGGAGACGAGGUUAGCCGCUGCUUUUGUCGCACGCUGCCUUCUAUCUCACUUGGUUAA